Molecule: messenger RNA, 213 nt
Organism: Penicillium vulpinum
Lineage: Eukaryota; Fungi; Ascomycota; Eurotiomycetes; Eurotiales; Aspergillaceae
Exons: 2
Coding region: 1-213 (70 amino acids)
Source: RefSeq, a predicted model, not a curated record
AUGCUAUUGAUACCACAGGCAAUAUCACAUUCAUCGCCUGACAAAUUUUCCACAGCACAGCUUUUCUUCCUAGCAAUUUGUCGAGUUGCAGAGCCCACUGCUUUGACUUCCAUAUUCCCCUACUCGUGGGUGAUGAUCAAAGACUUUCACAUGGAUAAUGGCAACAAUGCCUCCUUCUAUGCCGGCAUUCUGAUUCACUCGCAGAGGCCUUGA